Messenger RNA from Acanthoscelides obtectus, 576 nucleotides. NCBI's taxonomy places the organism in Eukaryota, Metazoa, Arthropoda, Insecta, Coleoptera, Chrysomelidae. The record is from the annotation of a GenBank genome assembly.
AUGUUUGAAGACCUGGUUAAGUAUUGCGUCUGUGGCAGCAGGAGAUCAUCAGCUGAUUAUUCUUCCAUGCAUACUAGAUGGGGGUCCUUUAGGGCAGACAUUGACAGUAAGCUUGGAGCGGUCCCAUACAGGCUUGGCAGGGGCUCUGACAUAGAAGCAGCUGUCGAGUCUCUGAGCAGGGACUUGACGGCCGCAUAUGAGGAAAACUGCCCGUUACGCAAAGUACAAGGUAAGGGCAAGGCAACCUUCUGGACCAAAGAUUUAGAGGAUAGAAAACGAGCGGUGCACAAACUUCUUAGCAGAGUUAAGCACAGGAGAGGUUCUCCUCUAUGGGAAGAAUACAAAAAGGCAUUGCAGGAGUACAAAAAGGAGAUUAGAAGGGCCUCCAGAGAAUCCUGGAGGCACUUCUGUCAGUCCAUAAAUGACAUUCCUGCUACUGCAAGAAUACACAGAGUCCUAUGCAAAGACAUUAAGCAAGAUUGGGGAUCUCUGCAUGAUCCCUCGGGGGGGAACACUACUUCCGAGGAAGAUACUCUGAGGCUUCUGAUGAUACGCACUUUCCCGGUUCCACAGUAG